AUGAGGGUCAUGGAGGGAGAGGUUUCCCACCCUUAGCCACUGGGAUUGUUCAGGGGGGACUGAUGCUCCAUUGCGAGGAGACUUGCACAGGGGCCUGUCAAGACUGAGGAUUGAUUGGACCAAGUUGGGGAGAGUUCCAAGAGGCUCUGAGCCAGAUUCCUACAUGGGAUGAUGUGGAUGGAGGGAAUCGGGGAAGCCGAGGACCAGGGGAUGGACCAAUAAGGAAAAAAACCCUGCACACCCUGCAGUCUGGGUCUCAGAAGUCUGGAAUUGCAAUGGAAAAUGCUUGUUUGCCAGGCUAGGAGAUGGAUGUCUUGGCAAUUUAUGGAGGAAAUCCUUGAAAGUCUAAGCAUGUUGGGGAGAAAGAAUGUAGGAUGAACAACAGAAUAUUGCAGUCCUCAUUAAUACUUUAUGAAAUUUUCUAGAUUACUUAAGGUAGAUAUUGCUUCAAAAGAGAUAUCACUAAACAAGACGGAUAAGUUAAUACCCGAAAUAUUUCUUCAACACCCAAAUUUUACCAUGGAUACUCCUGAUAAUAACCUCAUGCUCAUCAAGCUGAAUGUUCCUCUAAAGCUCAAGCAGGUUAGCCUGGCAGUUCUGCCUGACACCAUGGAUGAUAGAGAAGGAGAGAAGUGCACUGUCUUUGCCUGGGGCUGGUCUGAGUGGAACUAUCUCACAGGCCUUGAACCCGAUAUACAGAUGAACAGAAAUGUCUUCUUUCUCCCAAAUGCAUUGUGCCAAGCAAUUGAAAAAUCAGUGACAAUUCAAAUGACAAAAAAAAUGUUCUGUGCAGGAUCAAAUAUCAACACCAUAAGUCUAUGUAAGGAAAUGAGUGCUGCCCCAAUCCUGUGCCAAAAUCAGCUCUAUGGCAUCCUGUCCUGGUCGAAAGGGUGUGCUCUGAGAGGUGAUGUUGGCUACUACACCAAGAUCUCCCACUACACAGACUGGAUCCUCAAUGUCAUCAGAACCUACUGAGCUUCUCUAUUCCAUAUCCUAGGGGCAAGACUGGGUCUAUCGCCUUUGGUCUUUCCUUUCCUUGCAGCCUCCGAACAAGAUGGAAAUGGAAUCUUUGGCUCCAAGGGAUUUGUCUUUAUUCUUUUCUCUUGAUUCAAUCCAGCCCAGAUGGUCAUCAAAGGACUUGAGCUGGAUAGUGUCUCAUAAAUGCUUAACUUGUCACUACUCUUUUCUUCUCCUCCUUCAAAGUCCUACUCACCAGCCUUGGUUUCCUCAAACUGAUCUAGACUGUUCUCUUCCCACCACCCUCCAGAAACAUAUGGGACUGGGAUGUGACAGCCAGAUGUGGGCACCUCAAGGUCACUCUUUGGUCUGACAUCACUUAGUGCGGAGUCAGGCUUCAGCCUGACCUUCUCCCCCGCCAUAGGUGAUAAGGCUGAAGAAAAUGCUGGUAAGCUAAAUGGGCUGCUGGCAAUGUAAUUAUGAAAAAUGGAGAUGAAAUUUUCAUGACAGCAAGAACUAUUCUGGUUUUUAAAAUGUCUGGAGGGCCUCUCUGGUGGUGUAGUGGGUUGAGCACCGAGCUGUGACGCUGUCCGCGGCCGGCCUUGGAGAUACCCACAUGGCGCAGCAGACCUCUCCUGUCUUGCCCACUGCUCCGCCUAGCAGUGUAUUUCAGUCAGUCUGCCUGUUCUGUUCCCUGCUCUCUCUCUGAUGAAUCCUCUCACCCUCCCGCACAGCUGGCCUGUACACUGGU
This is a messenger RNA of Talpa occidentalis (Iberian mole), 1708 nucleotides long. RefSeq names its product serine protease 58-like. Gene Ontology annotation, biological process: proteolysis. Bases 412 to 975 code for a protein of 187 amino acids. Gene Ontology annotation, molecular function: serine-type endopeptidase activity. The transcript has 3 exons. The record is from RefSeq and is a predicted model, not a curated record. Lineage: Eukaryota; Metazoa; Chordata; Mammalia; Eulipotyphla; Talpidae.